Asterias rubens (European starfish) is the source of this 3324-nucleotide messenger RNA. Its product is annotated as hydroxylysine kinase-like. The transcript has 10 exons. Gene Ontology annotation, molecular function: amino acid kinase activity. NCBI's taxonomy places the organism in Eukaryota, Metazoa, Echinodermata, Asteroidea, Forcipulatida, Asteriidae. The coding region runs from base 79 to 2565 and encodes 828 amino acids. The record is from RefSeq and is a predicted model, not a curated record.
ACCACGACCAGCAGAUAAGCACGUUCUGGGAAAAGUUCACUAAUAAUUGUAACUUUUGUGGUAGACAGGGUACGAAAUAUGGCAGAUCAAACUUCAGAUGACCGACCCCCAAUUUAUGCAGCCUGCUUGGACUGCGACGGAGCAAGAGCUCUGUUCACAAAUCUCUACGGCUGGACCAUUGAUGUCAUCAAGGAACUACAAGGAUACGAUGACCGCAACUUCUACAUCAAGAGUUCAAACGAGCCGUCGGAAAACAAUGAAUUUGUACUGAAAAUUGUCAACUCACGUGACUCGAGCAACUUUGACCUGAUGCAAGCACAAACCGACGUCCUGCUUUAUCUCUCCAGAUGUGGCAUUGUUUGCCCAACUCCAGUUAAAAAUCUCAGUGGCAAGUACUGUUGCCUGGCGGAAAUUUUGGACAAAACUGGUAAACAGCCUGCAGGUCUCAAGUUUAUGGUGAGGUUGAUGGUCUUCAUUCCAGGCAAGUUAGUCAGGGACCAUUAUCAGCCAAACACACCCGGUGUUCCUGAUAAAUGGUUCCACGCCUUGGGGAGGAGACUAGCCACUAUCAACAUGGCGUUACUUGAUUUCCAGAAUUCUUUAGCAAUAGCCAGUCUGAAAAAGCAGGCCGAUGAUUUCGUCUGGUCACCAAGUUGUUGCCUGAUGGUCAGAAAGAUUUGCUGGGCAGUUAAAGAUGAGGAGAAACGGAAGCUAGCUGAAGCCAUCUUGGGGGCAUUUGAAUCUGAUAUUGUGCCGAGGAUGGCCAAGGAACGAAAAUGUAUAAUUCACACAGACUACAAUGACAUGAACAUCAUCAGUCGCAUUGAACAAUCCCCUCCUGACGACAACACCAUCCGGCACCAGACUGACUGGCACACAGCCGGUGGAGUGGACAUCUCUGCGAGUCAAGACACUAGACUUGAGGUGGUCGGCUUGAUUGAUUUCUCGGACAUUGUUUACACUAAUCUGAUGUUUGACGUCGGUAACUCAAUGGCCUACAUGAUGAUGAGCCAAACCUUGGGGGACCCCUUGGUCUCUGGAGGACAUUUUUUAGCAGGUUACAACUCGGUGCUACCACUGACACCUACCGAGAUGAACCUCAUCCGUGUCUGUACUUGUUCCCGAUUGGUCCAGAGUCUUGUUAAUGGCCUCCACGCAUUCACCCUUGACCCCAGCAAUGAGUAUGUGCUGGACACGCAGAAGACCGGAUGGAGCGUGCUGAACCAACUGUGGCGUAAACCUAACGAAGAGUUGAUCGCAAUGUGGGGAGAGAUUGACAAGCUGUACUGUUCGCCCAUAAACAAGUUUUCAUCAUCACCAAAACCCAAUCAUCUUGAAAUCACUGCUUCACCAAACUCACCUUGCAUCAUACAGAAGCCAUUCCUCAAAUCAAAGACUGCUGUAAUGCUUCUCGAGAAACUAUACGGUUUCAGACCGAGUGAUAUAAAGAACAUCAAGGAACUGCUAAGCUAUUCCGAUCAGAACUUCUAUGUUAGAGUGAGACGCGAUGGGGAGACGGAAACUGAAAAGGAUCAGGAAUUUGUUCUGAAAUUAAUCAACUCAAAUGAUUCAAAAGAAAGAGGCUCAUUUGAGAUGCAAAUCUCAACGCUGCAGUUCUUGAGAGUCAAAGGGUUUUCUUGCGCAAGUCCAGUACAGAAUGUCAAAGGAAAAUACCUGAGCUUGGAGAAGAUAUUGAAGGCCGAUGUAGACGAAAGUGUAGGUGACGGGAAUGGUUACGGGUUAUUCCUGACCUUCCUUUUGACCUUUGUGCCAGGUCAAAUGAUGAGUAACGUUGACCCUGUGCCCGAUCAACUCCACUUCAAUGCAGGGGUCUAUCUUGCUAAAUUGGACCAAUUGUUGUUGGACUUCCCAGAUAUUCCAGAGAGCUUCAAGAGCCGAGCCAGUAAUUUAGAGUGGUCAAUAGAAUGCUUGUCAUGGAUCCGACCUUAUAUGGAUGAGAUUGAAGACCCAGAUAGGAGACAACUUGUUGAGAGCAUCCUGGAUACGUUUGAUAAGGAGGUCGUGCCCAAGAUUAAAACAUUGAGAAAAUGUAUAAUUCACAACGACUUCAACGAUUACAAUAUCCUAGUGAGGGAAAAAACACCACCGUCCGAGUUAGACAAAAACUGCACCUCCUCCUCACCAACAGCUGCCAAAAAGAUGAAGCCCCACCCCGAGUAUGACAUAUCAGGGGUCAUUGACUUCUCAGAUAUGAUAUAUACUUGUCUUCUGUUUGAAGUCUGUACUUCUUUGUCCUAUAUGAUGUUCACCAACACGUAUAAUCCCACCGCUGCCACUGCUUACUUCCUGGCAGGGUUCCAAUCAGUCAUACCUCUCACGGCAGAAGAAAUUAGUCUACUGUACCUCUGUAUGGUAGCCAGGAUGUCACAGGAGCUGGUGCUGGGGCUGCACAACUAUCGUUUACAACCGGGCAACGAGUACAUCUUGAUCACGCAAGAGAAGGGGUGGAAGUUUCUACAGGAGCUGUGGGGCGACCCUGGUGCCCGAGGUAGGGUGGAGAAAUUAUGGAAGACGAUUGCUGACACGUGCAAGGACAGACUGUAGGCUUAAACUGUGCAGUCAACACAUUGUACAGUUAAGGAUAUUUGUGAUGCGAUGAAGCUAAGUAAGUCAUUUGUCGAAAAAUACCAGUAUGGAGAAGGGGUGAAAAUUAUUAUUCAAAUAAAAUGUGCGAUAUAUUUUUAAUAAACAACUCGACUUUAAACCCCUUUUCUCAGGUUUAUUCUCUCACAAUUUCUGAACCAAGGGCGGUAUCAACAUGGGGUUUCAACAGAACACUUGAGAUUUGCUCUUUUUAAACGUAACAAAAAGUGAAAAAUUACCUGGGUCGACAAACGACUCAUUUUUUAAAUCACAUUUAUGCUAAACAACCAGCAACUUUCAUGUAUAAAAUCAAUUAUUUUUACAUUGAUUUGUCAAAAUUGUUAGAUUUUCUUUGUGUUCCAGAUUUUGGGGCUGUUCGUUACAUGAUUUUGUACUACUUAUAUGCUUGCCUUUCUGUGUAUACAUGUAUGAAUGGCGACUGGUCUAUGUUCCAACAGCCCCAAGCUCUGAAAACCUCUUGUGAUCUACAAGCUUGGCUCAGGGUUCAAAGGGUUAUAGGGUCAGGGAAAUCCAUAAGGGGUAUCGGGACACAGAUGUGUAAAUGAAACAUUCUCCCAGGUAUACUUAAUCAUUUCCUUCCAGUUCAUAGUCUCAAUUGUAUGCAGAUUUUAUGUAGAAGGUGCAGGAGAGCUAAAUUCCCAUUCUAUUUUUUUUUACGACAAUAAAUGCAAAAUUAUUGGUAGACUUGAAUAUUUUUGU